GGCGCCCCAGCUGCGGCCCAGGCGGCCUGGCUGCGGGAUCCGUACGCAGCGAUGGCGCGACAACCCCGGCAGCGCCCGGGUCACCGGGCGCCGCUGCUCCUGCUGCUGUUGGCCGGGUCCGCAGUCUGCGCCGCCAGCCCCGCGGACGACGGCGCGGGCCCGGGCGGCCGGGGACCCCGGGGACGUGCCCGGGGGGACGCGGGCGCAGACGAAGCUGUGCCGCGCCACGACUCCUCCUACGGCACCUUCGCCGGCGAGUUCUACGACCUACGCUACCUGUCCGAAGAGGGUUACCCUUUCCCUACUGCUCCUCCUGUGGAUCCAUUUGCCAAAAUCAAAGUGGAAGACUGUGGAAAAACGAAGGGAUGCUUUAGAUACGGCAAACCAGGCUGUAAUGCAGAGACCUGUGACUACUUCCUUAGCUACCGGAUGAUAGGGGCUGAUGUGGAAUUUGAGCUGAGUGCAGACACAGAUGGUUGGGUAGCAGUUGGAUUCUCUUCAGACAAGAAAAUGGGUGGUGAUGAUGUUAUGGCCUGUGUCCAUGAUGACAAUGGCAGGGUCCGCAUCCAGCACUUCUAUAACGUAGGCCAGUGGGCAAAGGAGAUUCAGAGAAAUCCUGCGAGAGAUGAAGAAGGAGUUUUUGAGAACAAUCGUGUCACCUGCAGGUUUAAACGCCCUGUAAAUGUUCCCAGAGAUGAAACAAUUGUUGAUCUGCAUUUGAGCUGGUACUAUCUGUUCGCUUGGGGUCCAGCCAUUCAAGGCUCUAUCACCCGCCAUGAUAUAGACUCACCGCCGGCUUCAGAGCGUGUUGUCAGUAUUUACAAGUAUGAAGACAUUUUUAUGCCAUCGGCUGCCUAUCAGACCUUCUCCUCUCCAUUUUGUUUGCUUCUCAUUGUUGCCCUGACCUUCUACUUACUGAUGGGAACCCCUUAACCACAGCUACAAAGCCAACUGAUUAAAUGGAUUGGAAAGUCUUUAGUAGAAAUAUGUUUUUAAAGAAAAUUCAGUAUAAUUUUAGCUUCUGUGAUUAAAAAAAAAACACAUAUGAUUUUAACUUUUUUUAUAGAAAGAGUAAGCUGCUUUUCUCAUCAAAGAGGAUUGUUUAAAAAUGACCCCAUACGUUCGGAAAGUGCUUAAAACUUUUCAAAGCACUUUCAAUUAUGCUUUCUUAUUUGAGUAUCAUAAAAUCUCUGGCUUGAUAAAAAUUAUUCUUGCCAUUAUACCAAAUGGGACCUGAGACCCAGUAAGGCUGCCUUUUUCCGACCCACAUGUCUUGGCUACGUGGUCAGAUAAUACGUAGCAAGGUAGAGAAAGAGCUAGGCACCGAAAUCGUGCUCUGAACAACCUUUCCUCUUCUUACUGCCACACCAGAGGGUCACCCUGAGUAUGACUCGGGAGAGGUCCAGUGGGUGUCACUAUUUCACGUUUAAGCAGAACAGCUUUUGAAUUUCUAUAAAGCAUAAGACUUUUGGAUAUUUGCACUGCUGGUGGGAGAAAGGGGGGAUCCCAGUGAUCGGAAAAUGAUGCAUAGUUAUCAGAAAUGUCUUCUCAGUGAGUGAGUAGCUAUGAGAAAAUAUUUUUAUUGAUGUUUGGAAAGGUUAGAGAUGGAACUGUGAGCAUUCCUGAAGAUGUAAAAUUAUGUUAGUCAUAAAAAAUAUGGGACUUCUUAGCGGUUAGAAUGAAUUUCAUAAACUAAGGUUUCAUCUGUGGUUAUAGCAAAUUCUGUUGUCAUUAAGUUCGAUUAAAUAUGUAUUAUAGCAGACUAAACAGCUGAAUAAAAAUUUAAAGUAUUUUAAUAAUCAACAUUUUUGGAGAUUGUGGAGAGUUGGAGUAGAAACUUUUUUAAGAUCAGUUCUGCUUUGUUUUAUUAGAAAAUAGGAAGGUGACUGGUAAAAUGAAUUCACCUAGAAUAUUCAUUCAGAAUGUUCAGACUUGAAAGUUAGAUUGACAACAUAAUUUAUAUUAAUGCUUUGACUCUCUUAAUGCAUUUCCUUUUUUCAAAGGAACCCAAAUGUUCCUUUGUUCCACCUGUCUUAGCUAACAGCCCACCUAAGGGGAAGGAGUCUGUGGGUGUAGUUGUGCUCCGACAUUUCCAUUGUUGAGUUACGGAGUCCUUUGGCUUGCCCAUCCCCCACCUCCACACCUUGACUCCCACACCUGUUACUUUAAAGCUGGCUCCAACUUUUUGGAUUGUGUGAUUAAGUAACACUGAAGACUCUGAUUUCUAAUGCCACCUUCAGAAUUCAUGUCAGGAGUGAGAAUCUACCUAUCGGGAGAGAUUUCAAAUUGUUCUGAAACUGAACAGAAAUAAGGAAGACAUCAGUGUUCUGUGAUGGUAGAGUUUCCCAAGCACUUUCUUGAGAACAUAGGAGAAAGAAUCCUCAAUGCAGAUAGGAAAACAUUCAAUGACAUCAAGUGAGUAAUAGAACUGGGUAGGAUUCAAGCUCAAGUCCUGUGGUUCAUGUCCGUGGCUCCACCUGACUACCACCACCUCUUAACUAAGCUAGUCUUGUCUGAGGAUGGCCUGGGUAUCACCUUCUAAGCUACAGCGUUUGUUUAGUAAUGAGGAUGCUGAUUAUGCAGGCACUCACUUUGUAAAUAACAAAUCAAAUAUUUUUAUAUUUCACUCUCAUGUGUAUAAUAUUUCAGCUAUAUUUUAAAAAGCCACUGCCGUCAAGUUGAUUCCAGCUCGUA
Molecule: messenger RNA, 2694 nt
Organism: Loxodonta africana (African savanna elephant)
Lineage: Eukaryota; Metazoa; Chordata; Mammalia; Proboscidea; Elephantidae
Gene: FRRS1L
Product: ferric chelate reductase 1 like
Exons: 5
Coding region: 52-933 (293 amino acids)
Biological process (GO): regulation of postsynaptic membrane neurotransmitter receptor levels; regulation of glutamate receptor signaling pathway
Source: RefSeq, a predicted model, not a curated record